Molecule: messenger RNA, 1266 nt
Organism: Ostrinia furnacalis (Asian corn borer)
Lineage: Eukaryota; Metazoa; Arthropoda; Insecta; Lepidoptera; Crambidae
Exons: 5
Coding region: 181-1218 (345 amino acids)
Biological process (GO): multicellular organism development; proteasome-mediated ubiquitin-dependent protein catabolic process
Cellular component (GO): cytoplasm
Molecular function (GO): zinc ion binding; ubiquitin protein ligase activity; ubiquitin conjugating enzyme binding
Source: RefSeq, a predicted model, not a curated record
CCGCAGUAAACCCAGACCAGUCAGAAGCGAUUGAGACACCAUCGCGCGCGCACGUAUGAUUGCGGUCCCAAUAUCGCACCCUGCGCGACUCCGUUCGUAACUGGUAUUGUGAAGUGGGUGUGUCGGUGUAAGUUUACUGUGAUUGCUUGGAUCAAGUGUGUAUAGUGAAAAUUAAUAAAUAUGUUUCCGAGGAUACAAGGAUUGUUUCACUCGGUGACAGACAAAAGAGCUCACGCCACUGAAUGUGGGCAGAAAAGUCUUACAAUAGUCUCGGAGAAGAAACUAGAAGACGACUCAUCAGAUUCUUCGAGUAGCGAGAAUGUGGAGAUUGAAGACAAAUCCCUGCCCUUGGUGGAUUCUGCGCCCGCGCUGCCCUCAGAAGAAGGCCAUGCCGCCCAGUGCUCCUGCCCUAACUGCGACGAAGUACUGUCCCGGUUUUCGGAAUGCAGCAUUUGCUUAGAGCCUUUACAGUGCUGCGGUCCCUGCGUGUGCCCGUGGUGCGGCGGCGUCUGGUGCGCGCGGUGCUCCCGAAGGAUGUCCAAAUGCGCCUGGUGCCGAGGUUCCCUCAGAGCGCCCGCAAUCCCCUGCCUCGCUCUGCAGAGGCUCGUCAACGACCUGAUGCUGCCUUGUCGGAAUUAUCGACGAGGCUGCACAGACCUCCUCACAUCUGUGACCAGAUCAAAACACGAGGAAGAGUGCAAGUUCGACACCAUGACGUGCCCCAUCGCCGCCAACUGCUGUUCCAUCCCCUUCGAAGAACUCUCCAGCCAUCUCCAGUCCACGCAUAACAUCAUCGCGGUCUACUCCCAAAAGAUCAAAAUCCUCAUCGAAAACUUCCAAACGAAACUCAAAAAGACCGCCUGCUGUCGAACCAAAUACAAAAUCGUUCUUCUCCACCAAAAAAGCGCGUUCAUCAUCAAAGUCUGCAUAUACAACUACCACGUCAGAGUCGAAGUCAUGAGGCGGAAACUUGGAUACGUCGCUGACUCCAAAGCAGAAUCAAAGAAAAGCGAAUACUGCGCGCUCAUAGAAUUCCAAAGCAAAGCCUUGUGUACUAAGUCUGCAAUUCUUAUAGAGAACGAGGCUUACGGCAAAAAGGCCGAGGUGCAAUGGAAUGACAUCAUCAUGAAGUCAGAAAACGACGAAGCAAUAACCAUUCACGUGAACAUUGGCAAAUCUGAUGCGAGUCCUUCAAGAAAAGAUUCUAUCGACUCAUAAUAUUUAGUACUUAAUGAACAUGUUGUAAAUAUUAGCCUCGGCUGAAUU